AUCGUACGAGACGCAAAAUAAUUUUUUAAACCUGAUAAUUUGAAAACUCUAGCGAAGGGGAGCAGUAACCAUAGUAACCGGCAGCGAUGAGUGACAAGCUGGCAGACAGAUCGAUAACUAAUUAGCACCGUAYGAGCUCUUUCAAUUCAUUUUGGAGCAUUGAUAAAAUUUGCGAGGCUGUUUUUAAACUUGUGUUGUUCUUGUCCUUCCCUUCAUMACUACUAAAAAUUCAAGAAACCUCUUGGAAUUMAAGCUGAUUGAUUUCCAACAAUAAUCAGAUGGCACUUUUCAAUAMAAAAUGAGCAAAGCAUUCUGGUCUAUUUGAUCAGAUGAUUUUGAAAAUACCAGUAAUUGAUAAUAACAUGAYAGUAGCCUUUAACCAACGGUGAGCGGAGUGGUGCAGUGUCUCAAAUCAAACUSUCAUAACUGGGUGGAGCUAGUAACGUCUUAUAUAACCAACCAAUCAUAGUUGUGCACGACAGCAUUCGACAUCUAUCAAGCAUUCCAUUAGCAUUUGAUUCUUUGCGCUUUUUCGUCGAUUAAGAGACAUAUCUGUUUCUCAACGCUCCUGAUCUCUAAAAAGCAAGUCUUCCUGCAAUCAAGCGUUCAAUACUCCAAGAUGAUGUUAUUGUUAAUACAUUCGAUUCUCUUCCUCUGUGUUCUGUUAGAUAAGACAUCACCCGCUAUGAAAUACACAGAYGAGAUCAAAAUCAAGAGUGGUCCARUACGAGGCAUGGUCAAGCAGYUAAAUACUGGUGGUACCAUUAAAAAAUAUCUUGGUAUACCUUUUGCUAAAGCAGAGCGCUUUGGGAAACCCACGGACCCAGAACCCUGGACUGACGUCAAAUAUGUCAUCAGUAAAGGAAAGGUUUGUCCCCAACCACCCACUUUAGGAUUCCGAGUGACUCAGAUGAGCGAAGAUUGCUUGAACUUAAACGUUUUUGUUCCUGAAGGAGCYGGGACUKCACUACCAGUCAUGGUUUGGAUUCACGGAGGAGCGUUUAUUUUKGGAGCAAAUAGAAGUUAUGAUAGUAGCUACAUAGCCUCGCUGGGCAGUGUUAUAGUUGUAGUUAUCAACUAUAGACUGAACGUUUUUGGUUUCUUGRCAACUGGUAAGAACGGUGACCUUGAGGGAAACUAUGGCAUGUUGGACCAAGUCUUUGCAUUAAAGUGGGUUCAAGACAACAUUGAAGCGUUUGGUGGUGAUCCUAACAUAGUUACCAUAUUUGGUGUGUCCUCUGGGGGUGCCAGUGUUAAUCAUCUCAUACUAUCCCCAAUGGCCAAAGGACUUUUUCACAAUGCGAUCAUACAAUCAGGUUUUUCUACUGCAAUUUGGGCGUAUACAACCUACAGCGAAGCACUUCAAGUUGCAAAGUGAGUUGGGAUUCCCAUAUCACAAACUGCUGGUCUGCGGCUACGAUUAAAAACGUUCGAAACGUUAGAUUUUAUCGGUUAACACGUUAACCUCAAUACAGUUUGUAUUUUAACGAGAGCCACUACGUGGAACUUACCGUGCCCAGUUCAAUUAAGAGGGCAUGGCGUACAGUCAGCACCAAAGCAGUUAUCGAUAUGCGCUAUAUAAUAAGAUUUUGCGACUUUCAAGAUUUUUCAAAUUUAUUUUGUCUUUAAGUUUAAAAUACUGUUGGACGCAUAGUAAGUGAAUAGUUGAAGAUCCUUAAAUUUUCUUCUGUCGUAUAUAUUGUUUGUUUAUACGAGUAUAAUAUUUAAUU
Exaiptasia diaphana is the source of this 1730-nucleotide messenger RNA. Its product is annotated as para-nitrobenzyl esterase. The transcript has 2 exons. The record is from RefSeq and is a predicted model, not a curated record. Lineage: Eukaryota; Metazoa; Cnidaria; Anthozoa; Actiniaria; Aiptasiidae. The coding region runs from base 620 to 1378 and encodes 252 amino acids.